Molecule: messenger RNA, 435 nt
Organism: Colletotrichum godetiae
Lineage: Eukaryota; Fungi; Ascomycota; Sordariomycetes; Glomerellales; Glomerellaceae
Exons: 1
Coding region: 28-426 (132 amino acids)
Source: RefSeq, a predicted model, not a curated record
CACCUAUGUGCAUUUGCAUUGAAUAACAUGAAGUCGGGAGAAGCUCAGCCUCGCUCGACUCGUAUCUGGAACCCAGGUAAGGUACGGACGUACUGGACUGUACUGUACUGUUUGUGUUUCUUGUCUUGGUGCCCAACCAUCGUCAGCUCCUUCAACUUCUUCCUCCCUUUGCCUUUAUUUUUCUUUUACUUCAAUGUCUAUUUCGCAACGUCUGUCUGGAUGGCAUGGGACGUGCACUUUGGGAUGCAAUGUAGUCGGUACCAACGACUCCUUCGGGGUCUCGUGUGUGGUCCACGGGUCCUUUUCUCUGCUUACACGGCCUGUAAUUGGCACACUAUCUUUUUGCUGUUUAUUCUUUCUUUUUCCCGUCGACAAGUCCCAGGUGUGGACUCUGUUUCUCGUAUGUGGACGCCGGGACGGAAGUGACAAUGCUCC